This is a messenger RNA of Malus domestica (apple), 711 nucleotides long. RefSeq lists its product as uncharacterized. Lineage: Eukaryota; Viridiplantae; Streptophyta; Magnoliopsida; Rosales; Rosaceae. The record is from RefSeq and is a predicted model, not a curated record. Gene Ontology annotation, cellular component: plasma membrane.
AUGGGGAUUAGUAAAACAGCGCAGCGCUCAGUCACCAUUCCGCUGCUGCCAGUUUCACACAGCCCUUCGAGUUCAAACCCCUACAUAUCGCAGCCUAUUACAUCGAGAUGGGCAUCAAAAUUGGUACUUGUUCACCGUGUUUUGUUAUUCGCAUUAGGGAUAGUCACCUUGAUAUGCGUCGUCAUGGCCACAUCCCUCGUUCCACAACCCCCAAAAAUCAGACUCAACUCGCUCUUCAUGUCCAAACUUAACAUCUCAAGAGGAAGGCUAGGUGCCAACUUUGACGUAACCUUCACAAUAGAGAACCCUAAUCUGGUUUCAUGGGUGCGCUUUAAUCGCUUAGAUGGUUCAAUUUCGUACAAAGAUAACGUCAUCCUGACAUACUCGUUGGAGCCAUUUGUGUUGGGAUUGAAGCAGCAAAGAACGAUGCGCGUAAAGAUAUCGACAACGGGGUUAGAAGAUGAUGAUCAACCAGUUGUGGAGGAAUGGGUGUUGGACGAGGUCAAAAGGCAACGUGAAGAUGGGGCUGUGGAAUUAAGCAUGGAAAUGUUUGCUUGGGCUACGUACAAGACUGGUUGGUGGGGAACACAAUUUGUUAUAAUGAACCCUCAAUGUUUGGAUUUGAGGGUUGGUUUCUUGCCUAAAGUAGGGUUCGGAAGCUGGAUUAGUGGAGGGCCUAUGAUGUGCUCGGUUCCCGUGCUAAUUGACUAA